Messenger RNA from Penicillium samsonianum, 195 nucleotides. RefSeq lists its product as uncharacterized. The record is from RefSeq and is a predicted model, not a curated record. NCBI's taxonomy places the organism in Eukaryota, Fungi, Ascomycota, Eurotiomycetes, Eurotiales, Aspergillaceae. The transcript is spliced from 3 exons. The coding region runs from base 1 to 195 and encodes 64 amino acids.
AUGGCCUAUGUGGAUGGAGGCCGAAUGACCGCAUACACCGUAUUGACAAUUAUUGAGUUCAACAUUGUCACCAUCGUAUCUUGUGUUGGCUCCAUCCGGCGAUGCUGGAAGUUUAUCUUGGAAAAGAUGUCAAAAGUAACACUGUCAGGUGUAAGGGUCGGCCAAGUUUCUCACGGUCAGUGGUACGGAAAAUAA